AUGAGUGGAGUGCAAGCUCACUCUGAAGCUCGCUUUGAUGUCGAAAAGGUGUUAACCCAUACUUGUAAUGGUUGCUUCAAAGGUCCUUGUGUUGAAGGGAAAUGCGUUUGUUUUCCGGGAUGGAGUGGAGAUCAAUGUGAUCAAUGUUAUGGGAGAAUCAAGAUCACCAAUCAAUCUACGGAAAUCCUGGAUGGGCCAAAAAGUUAUCAAUCACUGCAACGGUGCACCUGGAUCAUCGAACAUGAUGGGGCUUCACUCCCAACAACUUUUCAAUUCAAAUCGUUGCACACUGAAUGCGGAUGGGAUUUCGUUUAUCUCUAUGAUGGAAAUGGCAUCUACAAUCAACAAUUAGGAGCACUAUGUGGUCGAUUGAAAGAACCAAUCGAAAUGAUGGCCCCAUCCGGCAGUGCCGUUCUCUAUUUCGUCUCCGAUAUGGCCGCCAACUAUCCCGGUUUCAAUAUCAGCUUUGAUUUUGACAGAUGCCCAUACAAUUGCAGUGGACAGGGUACUUGUAAACCAAAACUCGGAUGCGUUUGUAAUCCCGGCUUCACUGGACCCUAUUGCCAAAUAGCAUAUUGUGAUGAAAAACAAUUGAAAGAUCCUUGUCUGAAUGGUGGAGUAUGUCAGAAUGAUGCUUGCAAUUGUACAAGCAAUUGGCAUGGCUUAUACUGUCAACAGUCAAAACUCUUGCCAGUUUCGGAUCCCGUCAUUAUCAAAGGAGAUCCUUUACCUGGAAGAGCCUCUCAUGCAUCGAUAGCUGAUGGAUCAUCGCAGAAUUUAUUGGAUAUCAUCUGGACUGUGGGUGGAUAUAGCUUUUCGGGAGUGAAACAAGACAUGAUCGUAACAUUCAAUGUGACCACAAGAAAUUGGAUAACGAUCCAGUUGAAUGCCUCAUCACCCGAACCAGAGAACAGAUAUGAUCACACUAUCGUCAAGCUCAAGAACACGCUAUAUAUGUUUGGUGGAGUGAAAAAUGGACGAGAAGUGACGAACGAGUUUUGGGCAUUUGAUAUGGAGCACAGAAUAUGGAAGUUGAUCUCUGAUGGGAAUCACACUGAUUUAGAGAGAGCUCCACUAGCUGUUGCCGGCCAUACAGCUUAUGUUGUUGGUCAAAAGAUGUACAUCGUAUUUGGUUACAAUCCAUUUAUCGGCUAUGUGCAUUAUGUUCAAAUUUACGAUUUUGAAACGAAGACGUGGAAUAUGACGACCGAACACAAAGUACAUGGCCGAUUUGGGCAUUCAAUGGUUGUCGUUGAUGAGACUGGAGCAUCACCUUAUGCUUUGAUUUAUGGUGGGACGACAAAAUCGAGCAACAACACCGAUGAUCUCAUCAAAUUUGAUAUCAAAGCCGAUACCAUGGCAAAAGUCACCUCAACCGGCACAUUCUAUUUCCCACUCACUCUUCACAGAGCUGUUCUUUUAAAUCACAUGAUGAUCAUUACGGGAGGGAAUAAAGGAAAUGGAGGAACUUCGGAUGAAUGUUUUAAUGAUCAAAUCCUCGUGUAUGAUACAGCUUGUGGACAAUGGAUUCAACCAGAUUCAAAAUGGUCGAAUAUCUCCGAAUUGGCGAGAUAUGGACAUUCAGCUGUUAUUGCAGGAAAAGACCCACAUUUAUUUGUGAUUGGUGGCUUCAAUGGGACGAUGAGAGAAAACAUCUAUGAGUUUAAGCCAGCCGAUUGUUCUUCAACGAAUCGACCAGAAGAUUGCCAAAAAAUAACGGGCGGUUUGAGGUGUGUCUAUGUUGAUUCGAAAUGUCAAAAGUUCGACAACCAACGAAGCUUCAAGCAAAAUUUCAUCUCGAUGAUCAAAAAUGAGAUAACUGGAAGAGUGACAUGCCCUGAAACAAGACAAAAGACAUUAUCAUCAUGCGAAGAUCAAAAUGAUUGUGUUGCUUGUACAUCACAAAAUGGAUGUGGAUGGUGCUCAGCUGGGAAUCAAUGUCUACCAUCAGAUCAAGAAUGUCUCGAUGCACAAUCAAUGUUGACAACUUGGGAAAAGUGUGGUUCCUCGACUCCCGCUUCCCCUCGCUCCUGUUCAAUGGCUGCAAACUGUUAUGCGUGCAAGUUGCUUCCUCAUUGCAAUUGGUAUAUGGAUUCGCUCCGACCGCAAUGUAUCACGGUUGAAGAAGAAGUAUUCCUUCUAAACGAGAGAAAAGAGCAAGAAUUCGAGCGAGUGACAGCCGGAGCACAAGGCGCGAAUAUCAUCCCCCGUUCUCAUUUUUCAUUUCUCGCCCCGAUUCCCCGUAUCCCAAAUGUGACUCUUUGUGCGGUGGCUGGGCAGGCAGCUUGUGAAAUGGCAAACAAUUGCUCGGAUUGUAUGGAUGAGACAAAAAGAACUGGAUGUAUGUGGUGUCCAUCAACAGAAAGAUGCAUAAACCAAGACGCUUACACGAUCGCCUUUGCCUAUGGACAAUGUCAAUCAUGGGUGAAUCAAUCGAACAAGUGUCAAAAAGAAUCAGCAAUUUGUGAAGACCAUAAAACUUGUCAAGAAUGUCAAACUCAGCCUGGAUGUGGCUGGAUUGAUGAUGGAUCGGAGACUGGUUUGGGUGAAUGCGUGCAAGGGAGCUCUGAUGGUCCACAAAACAAAACACUGUCGAGUCCAGAGAAAUGGUUCUUCACAGAUUGUCCAGAUUGUCAAUGCAACGGCCAUUCAAAAUGUUUGAAGCCAACAAACGAAUUCGCGAAACUUGAAUGUGGUGAAUGUGCAAACAAUACGUCGGGAGAUCAUUGUCAGAGCUGUUCAAGGGGAUUCUUCGGAGACGCAAGGAAUGGAGGAACGUGUCAACUUUGUGAAUGCAAUGGCCAAGCGGAUGAUUGUGACAACCAAAGUGGUGCUUGUUAUUGUACCACGAAAGGAGUCGUUGGUGAACAUUGUGAUCGAUGUGAUGCAAAAUACAUUGGAAAUAUAACUUCUGGCGAGAUUUGCAAAUAUGAGCUGGCGGUCGAUUUCAUCUUCACAUUCAAACUGAAGAAUGACAACAGCGAUAAACAUGUGGAUGAGAUCUUUUUGUUCUCCGUUCCAUACAAGAGAGACACCGAUGUGACGUUCCAAAUCAGUUGUGAAGGAGAAGGAGCGCCAGCAUUGGUGGCACUCAACCUCACAAGCAAUGUUUACGAUGGAAAUUUUGGACUUGGCCAUACAAAACAAAUGAUGGUGCACACAACCUGUGACUCAAAGGGACUACGAAGAGUCUAUCUAGCAAAUGAUCCAGGAUACGCUUUUGGAACUGAAGCGAACACAACAUUCUAUGUCCGUGUCUCCAAUUUCACAACUCCAAUCGUGAUCCAAGUCUCUUUUGCCCAAUCUCCUCCCAUCAAUUGGGUUCUCUUCUUUGUCAUCUUUGCUGCUUGCUUCAUCGUACUUCUUGUUGUUGCCGGUUUGUUGUGGAUGAUUAAACUCCGAAUCGAAGUCUAUCGACGAAAUCAGAAUCGAAUCAACGAAAUUGAACAUAUGGCUUCUCGUCCAUUUUCAUCGGUUCGACUCGAACUCACCAAUCCAUAUACAAAUCUCGUGGCGACACCAAUCUCGAUUGAACCAUGUUCUGGGUAUAAAGCUGGCGUUUAUACACUGGCCGUUCGAUUGCCGACAGGUGGUCGUCAAACAACACCGAACGGUACCUCGGGCUUAGCCGUUGCUUCAGCACUUUGCCUUCUCACUCCAUCACAAUUAGGCCUUCUCACUGCACCCGAUAACACCGAGAAUCGAAAUAAUCGAAAGAGAACCUUCAGAAGUUAUAUACCAUUUUUGAGAAAUCCCAAUAAUUCUCCCAUG
Mesorhabditis belari is the source of this 3771-nucleotide messenger RNA. Lineage: Eukaryota; Metazoa; Nematoda; Chromadorea; Rhabditida; Rhabditidae. The record is from the annotation of a GenBank genome assembly.